AUGUCCAACCAAAACCAACCUCCAGCUACUGAGAAUAAUGAGACUGUGGAUGCAAGGGAGUUCACAGGAACAAAACUUCAACUUUGUCUCCAAUCUAUUUAUGACUGUACACGUACUUCCACAGAACUAGAUGCUCUCAAAAACAAGUUACAGUCACUAAGUUCUAUUCGACAAGCGCUUAGUAAUGAUGCCAACCGACCUGUUGCUGCUUUAGAAACCAUGAAUAAUACCAUCAAUGAAUUAGAAGCAGACAUUGAAAAAAAAACACAAAACAUCAAGAAUUCAGAAAUAGCUGUUAUUGAAGGAUUUCAAGACAUUGUAUCCAAAGUCAUGUCAGAAACAGAUGAGAAAGUCACCAAGGUCUCUGAAGGCAUCCGAAGAGCAUUGGAAAAGUUUGGCAAAUCAAUAACAGAUCAAUUCAACAAUAAACUGAGCGAGACAGAAAAGGGCAUCGAGCUACUGAAAACAGAAAAAUUGAGUGUAUCUGAAAAAGAAGCGAUUACAAAGAUCAUUGAUGACUUCAAAAGUUCUGUGAUUGAGACACAACGAAAGACAUUCAGCAACAUCACAACACAAAUGACAGCUCAAUUUCAGUCUGCUUCAGAAAAGAACGACAAGUUAAUGAAACAGUUUGAUAUAGCAAAUGUCACCCAUUCAGUUCAGGCCAAGGUGUUGGAGAGCAUGGAUAAAAAACUAAAAGAAAACCUGGAUCAACUCAAGAAAGAGAACACACAGUUAAUAGAAAAGCAUCAACAGAGCAAUAUCACCCUAUCGUCUAAAUUUGCAGAACUCAUCACAAAACAAGUUCAUGAACAAACGAACCCUGAUAAACUUCAAAAGAUCAUUUCUUCUUUACCUGAAUUCCAAGCACUUUUGACAAUGCAAGAAUCUCUCAAGAAUAACCCCCAAGGUCCUGCUCUGAAUGCGAAUGAAUUAGCUGAUUUUGCAUCUCUUAGAGAAUCCGUUUCAAGACUCUCCAAAGAACUGAAUGAGCUCAAGCAUAGAAGCAGCUCUACUCGUGCUAUUGUUGAUGUACUAAAAGAUGCAGGUGUCUCUCGAACCGAGUCUGCCAAGAUUGAUGUUGAUUACAAGGCUGCUGUGAAGCAUAUGGAAGAAAUGGAGCGCGAAGUAUCUUUGAUCUAUAACAAUAUUAAGAUAAUGGAAACUGUGGUUAGUGUGAAAUCAAAAGCUGUAGAAGAAGCCACUGGAUCCAAAGAAUCAACAGAAAUUGUUUCUCGAAAGAGACCUCGACUAGAAGGACCAGACGAAGAGAUGGUAGAUCAAACAGCUCUUUUGGCUAGAUUGGCUGAACUUGAGAAUAAACACCAAAAGCUACUUGACUUUAUUCUUCAAUGUAAAGACACUGUUUUGGAUGACAUGUUCCCUACUCGUUUGCAAGCCACAAUGAAGAAGAUUGAACAAGUCUUGGUUAACCAUGAAACCUUUAUUGCUUACCUAAUUGAUCCUUUCACAACCACUCAAAGAACUCGAUCUACUAACUUCACAUUACCAGAAGAUACUAGCUCAGUCAAUGCACUUCAUCCUUCUAUGUUGGAUGCUAUUACUCAACUUGUAAAGAAGACAGCUCAAGAAGUAUCUGCACCCUUACGUAAAAAGAUCAAAGUGCUUGAAGAUAAGCUUGAAAGACAACAACAACAAUAA
Messenger RNA from Gilbertella persicaria, 1662 nucleotides. RefSeq lists its product as uncharacterized. The coding region runs from base 1 to 1662 and encodes 553 amino acids. The transcript has 5 exons. Lineage: Eukaryota; Fungi; Mucoromycota; Mucoromycetes; Mucorales; Choanephoraceae. The record is from RefSeq and is a predicted model, not a curated record.